Molecule: messenger RNA, 1689 nt
Organism: Penicillium mononematosum
Lineage: Eukaryota; Fungi; Ascomycota; Eurotiomycetes; Eurotiales; Aspergillaceae
Product: MDR family MFS transporter
Exons: 4
Coding region: 1-1689 (562 amino acids)
Biological process (GO): transmembrane transport
Molecular function (GO): transmembrane transporter activity
Source: RefSeq, a predicted model, not a curated record
AUGGCGGAGAAUUCCCGAGAAGCGCAACAGGAGAAGCAUACACCAACAUCGAGACUAUCACCGGAUCAUCAGUCCGAAAAAUCUAUUGAACCCGAAUCUGAAGCCAAACCAGGUCCUCCAGGUCCUCCAGGUGGCACAGGUGGUGGGAAACCCUUUGGGCCGGGCAUGGGUCCCCCGGUUGAGUAUCCAAAGGGUCUCAAGCUCUACUCAAUCAUCGUCCCCCUUUACUUUACAGCCUUUCUCACGGCACUGGAUCGCACCAUCAUCGUGAACGCCAUUCCCAGUAUCACUAAUCAAUUCAACUCCAUCGAUGAUAUCGGUUGGUACGGUAGUGCCUAUCUACUGACAUUUUGCGCCUUUCAACUGCUUUUCGGCAAGAUUUACUCUUUCUAUAAUCCGAAAUGGGUGUUUGUGACCGCCGUGGUCAUCUUCGAAAUUGGGUCCGCUAUCUGCGGUGCCGCGCCCAAUUCGACAGCGCUGAUCAUUGGUCGGGCGAUCGCGGGCCUGGGAUCAUCUGGGAUUUUUGGUGGUAGUGUGAUCAUCACCUUCUUCACCGUCCCAUUGCACCUGCGGCCCAUCUUCUCGGGCAUUGUCAGCCUCGUUAUUGCCCUCGCAUCCGUCACAGGCCCAUUGAUCGGUGGUGGCUUUACGGAACAUGUUACCUGGCGCUGGUGCUUCUACCUCAACCUACCCAUUGGUGCAGCAGCCAUAGUGGUGAUCAUGCUGGUACUCAAGAUGCCUCCGGCGCGCAAGGCCGGAACUCCUAUACUUCUGGCAGCAGUGUUCCUGCUGGCCUUUAUUGGAAUUCAGAUCUGGCUUCCAGACACCGCCACCAUUCCACCCCGGAUCAUGAAGCAGCGCAGCAUUGCCGCCGGAGUUGUCUUCACCCUGAUGGUUACUGCAGCUAUGAUGACUUUCAACUACUACCUGCCAAUUUGGUUUCAAGCCAUCAAGUCUGCGUCUCCAGUCCACUCAGGUGUUAUGAUGUUACCCACUGUCAUCUCGUCUGCAGUUGCCAGUCUCAUAUCGGGUAUCCUAAUUAAUCGUAUCGGCUACUAUACGCCGUUCAUGAUCGGCGGAUCAGUGCUUAUGUCUAUUGGGGCCGGUCUUAUGACAACCUUUACGCCGCAUAUGAGCGAAGGCAAAUGGAUCGGCUACCAGAUCCUUUGGGCGGUUGGAUGUGGAAUGAGCAUGCAACAAGCUUCUUUGGCUGCUCAAGCCGUCCUCCCUCGUCCAGAUGCUCCAAUCGGGAUUUCCUUGGUCUUUUUCGCGCAGUCGCUAGGUGGUUCUGUGUUCCUUUCCGUGGAUCAGGCCAUAUACAGCAACAAAUUAUCAGCCAACCUUGGCGACCUCGCCAAUGUGACUGCCAGCGGAGUAACGAGUAUUCACGAUCACGUCAGUUCUCGGGACCUGCCACGCUUCUUGACCGGAUACAAUGGGGCGGUCAUGGACGUGUUCCGCGUAGCUUUGGCGGCUUCCUGCGCAUGUGUUGUGGCUUCUGCUCUUAUGGAGUGGAAGAACGUAAAGGCCGAAAAGGAUGCCAUGGGAAAGCCUCCUGGCCCCGGUGGACCGGGUGGCCCUGGUGGCCCUAGUCCAGGGGGUCCAGGAGUUAGCCCUGGAAAGGAACCGUCAACUGCCAGUGGAGAAACAACUGUGAAGCCAAACGGUGAUGCUGGUGCUCAAGUUUAG